Molecule: messenger RNA, 486 nt
Organism: Oikopleura dioica
Lineage: Eukaryota; Metazoa; Chordata; Appendicularia; Copelata; Oikopleuridae
Source: the annotation of a GenBank genome assembly
AUGGAACUGAAGAUCACGCUCAAAUCGAUCGUCCUUUUUCAGUGGACAAUGUCGCUACUCGCGCUUUCUACAAAUUGGUUGCCACUUGGAUAUAUGCUCACGCAGUUCAGCUUGAUUAUUCUUGGAGUUUGGUGCGUCGUACAAAGGGACGAUUCGCUCCAAGUCUUUUUCUACGCCUCCUGUACUGGAAUUUCUACAGUUACUGACUCGAUUCUUGUCGGAGCAAAUUAUCCAGAUGAAUUGUCGGGCUUGGGGAAAUUCGCCGCAGCAAUGGCCAUAAUUUUCAUAAUCACGAAGCCUUUCCAAGCCCUGUUUUUGCAUCAAAUUUACAAGGAGAGAGGGGGACAGACUUCUUUUGGAAAUAUUGGUCUACCGGGUCUUUCAUCGGCGUACGAGGAUUUAGAUUCACUCUCGGAAGAAGGCAGAGGCCACUACAAACCAAUGAGGACGGUGGAAGAUAUUCAAGACUUGCCUUCUUAUCAAUAA